Messenger RNA from Callorhinus ursinus (northern fur seal), 1639 nucleotides. It is a transcript of the gene TM4SF1, whose product is annotated as transmembrane 4 L six family member 1. Gene Ontology annotation, cellular component: membrane. The record is from RefSeq and is a predicted model, not a curated record. Lineage: Eukaryota; Metazoa; Chordata; Mammalia; Carnivora; Otariidae.
CAGGACCAAUGAAAGCGAAGUACCUCACCCACCCAGUGACUAAGAACUCCGAGUAUUUAAGAGGUUCAGGAAUGGGCUGAGAACUGCUUUUGCUUUCUCCCCAGACGGGCACACUCUCGCCUGACUCCGGGCCCUCACUGAGCUGCAGAGGGAAGAGGGAAAGCCUCCCAGACUCUCUGCCGCCAUGUGCUACGGCAAAUGUGCGCGAUGCAUCGGACAUUCUCUGGUGUGGCUGGCCAUCCUCUGCAUUGUGGCCAAUAUUUUGCUUUACUUUCCCAAUGGGGAAACGAAAUAUGCCUCUGAAAACCAUCUCAGCCGCUUCGUGUGGUUCUUCUCUGGCAUCGUAGGAGGGGGCUUGCUGAUAUUCUUCCCGGCAUUUGUGUUCAUCGGGCUGGAAGAGGAUGACUGCUGCGGCUGCGGUGGCCACGAAAACUGCGGCAAGAGAUGCGCGAUGCUUUCUUCUGUCCUGGCUGCUCUGCUCGGAAUUGCGGGAUCUGGCUACUGCGUCAUCGUGGCAGCCCUGGGCUUGGCAGAAGGACCACGAUGUCUUGAUACUUUUGGCCGCUGGAACUACACCUUUGCCAACACCGAUGGACAGUACCUUCUGGAUACCUCCACAUGGUCCCAGUGCAUUGAACCCAAACAUGUUGUAGAAUGGAAUGUCUCUCUGUUUUCUAUCCUCUUGGCCCUCGGUGGAAUUGAAUUCAUCUUGUGUCUCAUUCAAGUAAUAAAUGGAACGAUGGGAGGAAUAUGUGGCUAUUGCUGUUCGCGCCAACAGAGAUAUGACUGCUAAAAGAGCCGCCCCGAGACAGAACCACAACCUUCCUCUCUUUCAUUGUAAUUUAUAUAUUUGACUUGUAUUAAUUUGUAAAACUUUGUACCACUGUAUCAUACUCUACAUAUUCUACUUUUAUAAAUGUGUAUAAAGACUGGCAUCUUCCUGUGAUGUCAGUGUUCGAGCGUAACAAACAAACCUUUUUUUUAGGACUGAGAAAAUAAAUGAGGUCAUUUAUCGACUGAAUGACGGCUGGUCCUCAGCGUAGCCGAGAUAAACCCUGGCCUGAGUAAUGUUUUUGAGAAGCCUUAUAAGGAUAAAUAUUACAUUCCCAUUUCUAUUAUAUGUGCAUGGGUUUAUUACAUGGAAGAUGUGUAGUUGCUUUUUUUUUUUUAAGACCAUGAAGGAAAAAAAUCUAACAACUUGAAAAGAUGUGUUUUGUUCACUGUUUAUAUGGUGUUUCCCAUUCAUAUGCCUGCAAAUCUCUGACAAGAGGCCUUUAUGAACUAUUGCGAGUUUUGUGAGAGACAGAUACUUGCGCGGAGCAGGAGGGCUGGUUGAGAGUGCCCUGAGCUAAAGGAAGGAGUCAAUACAAGCAAUGCUUCCAGGAGUCCUCCCGGAUCCUAACUUUCUCUAACACGUGGAAAACUUUUUGUCCUUCAAAGACAAGCGCUAAGGAUCAUGCAUUGAUAAAGAAAAAGGCCUGGAUACUUGGGCAAGAAAAAAGAUGGGGAACGGAAUAAAGCAGUUUAUCACCAUCAUGGGAAAAUGGGGGAGGGGGAGGAAGGGCAGGAGGACCAUGAGGAAAUAAACCCAAAACUUGGUGGUUGAAAUCCAACAAAAUAAAGUAUCCACUACCAUGUU